ACGAAGCUGUUUUAAAGGAACGGGCUGCUUGAGCAGAUGACAGUUCUAAUUGCCUUUCCAUUUACAAGUGAUCAGCUUAAAAAAGGUCCUGCUUUUUUAACUUCUUUCGUCGACCUUACAGAAUUUGAACCAGGGACCAGAAUGCCUCCCAUAUUCCUAGUCCCCAUUUGUCUUCUGUCCAUACUGUCUGGAUUUCAGUGCCAGACUGAUAAGAGAAAUGAACACCAGGAUGUCUAUUCCCAAGCGGAUACAUUAGAAAUCCCAGCUCAUCUAAAAGCAGAUGUGACGGAAGUGUUUUUCUUGGGAACUGGUAUUUCAGAGAUCAAAAAUGGGGCCUUUAAAAACAACCCUCAGCUAUCAAAGAUCAGCUUUCUUAACAACCCUAUUGUUUCAAUAGAAACUAAUGCAUUUGAAGGUUUAGGCAGCAUUUCAGAAAUUGAAGUUUCAGGCGGUCAGCUGCAGUCGCUACCUGUUGGUGUCUUCGACAGCGUUAAAAACCUGGAAACUCUCAUAUUAAAGAACAACAAAAUCCACACAAUACAGAAAGGAUUAUUCAAUGGACUUACACGUUUGAAAUCUCUUGAACUGCACAUAAAUGCAAUCGAUUCAAUUCCUGAAGAAAUAUUUGAUCAGCUUGAAAAUCUUGAAACUCUUCACCUGGCCAAAAACCAUAUAACCUCUGUUUCAAAAGAUAUUUUCAGUAAACUUCAUAAACUUAAAAAGCUCAGACUUUACGAGAACGAGCUCAGAGCUGUUCCUGAUGGCAUCUUUGAUAACCUGCCCAGUUUGACUGAGAUCGCACUGCAAUCCAACAAGAUCGAAACGUUGCCUCCUGGUCUAUUUGCACAAAAUACAAAUGUAGAGAAGCUGUACAUGGAAAAUAACUCAAUUUCACAGUUACCAGUAGGAAUUUUCUUUGGUCUUCCUAAAAUCAAAUAUCUAAAGAUUGAUAAUAACCAACUAACAAAACUGCCGGAUGUUCUUUUUGGAGCAAUGCCCAAACUGACUGAUCUUAAGCUUUCUAACAAUGCUCUCACAACUCUCCCAGAUAGGAUCUUCAGCAAUCUCACCUCUCUGCAGAAACUAGUUCUGUCUAACAAUCACAUUACUCAAUUGACAAGCUCAAUUUCUGAGGGGCUGAAAAAGCUGGUGGACCUAGAUUUACAAAAUAAUAAUCUGAAGUCCUUGGACAGCCAGACAUUUGUCCUUUUGCCCAAACUCAAAAAAUUAUCACUAAAAGGUAAUCCGUGGAAUUGUGACUGCAAUUUGAUCAAUCUUGUCAACUGGAUAAAAGCAAAUCCGACAAAGGUCAAGUCAUCCACAUCUGGGACUUGUGAAAGUCCUGAAAAUCUGAAAGGUAAAGCCUUAAACUCGUUAACAGAAGACCAGCUCAUUUGUCCAACUACUCCUGUUGUCAUCACCACACCAGCACCUACCACCACGACAGCCUUCACAACUACGCUAAGUACUACAGUUCCUGCCACUAGCAAGAUCAAGACUACAUUACAACUAACAACAGUGGAAGACACAACCACAACCAUGACCACCACUAAAGCCACACCCACCACUACAGUGAUGCCAACCACACUGGCAACCACAACCGAGCAGCUCACAUCCACAGAGCCAACAGCAUUACUUACAACCUCCACAGAGCUUGAAACCACCAUGGAAAUGAGUACCACUGCUGCAGAAACCACAGCCCUGCCAACAACUACGGUGGCUUUGACAACCACAGCCCUAACAACCUCAUCCACUCCAGAAACUACAGAGCAAACAACUACCAUUGUAACGACGACACCACCAACAACAACCACAACUGCAGUGGCCAUGACAACCACAGCCCUAACAACCUCAUCCACGCCAGAAACUAUAGAGCAAACAACUACCAUUGUAACGACGACACCACCAACAACAACCACAACUGCAGUGGCCAUGACAACCACAGCCCUAACAACCUCAUCCACGCCAGAAACUAUAGAGCAAACAACUACCAUUGUAACGACGACACCACCAACAACAACCACAACUGCAGUGGCCAUGACAACCACAGCCCUAACAACUUCAUCCACGCCAGAAACUAUAGAGCAAACAACUACCAUUGUAACGACGACACCACCAACAACAACCACAACUACAGUGGCCUGGACAACCAGCACUCAGCUUGAAACAAUAGAACUAACGACAACCGUUUUAACGACAAGACCAACACCACCUCUGAAGACUACUCUAACAUGGACAACUUCUACCCAGCCAGAAAUUACAGAGCUAACAAGUCCAAUGUAUACAACACCAACUAUUGAAAUAUCUGGGAUCUACACUGAUCCUGAAACCACAACAUAUUUAACUGAAACAACAAGUCUUGCCCAGUCAACCCAGACCAUACAGCUUCCAGUAACAUCUGAUUCACAGUACAGUUUAGAUACUUGGGUAGACAUAUCCUACUGCAAGAUGAUGCUGAUAUCAUACACAGCAAUGGUGGUGGUGGAAAUCUGUUUCACCUUGGUCCUGGCAAAAUUUGUAUACACACUUUAUCAGUCCCUUCAGUGCAGAAGGAAAAUGAAUUCAAAUGUCAGUCUCACACAUUUCUCAUACAGGAAAGAGCUGAUACUGCAACCCAGGAACUAGAGAAUUUGUUAUUUUUAUUUUAUUAGCUUUGUAGCUAUUCAACAAAAUUAUGUGAAAUUUCUUAACAGUAGACAUGUUAAAGCAAGUGUAAAUAAAGGUCCUGAAAUUUACUUUAAAUGUGAGCUUCUGGGAAAUCGAUUUUUGAUUGUCAGGGAUCUGUGGACAUGAUAUAAUCACAGUAAAAGCUGACAGCCAUUCACUGCACAGAAACACAGUAUCUGAAUGAUUUACAUUUUGACGGAUCAUCUAGAAACUGGACCUGCAAGAGCAGGACUAUCGCAAAGGGUCACAAUUUACAAUAUAAUUUGGCCAUUACAAAAACAAAUGACUGUGUGCACUUAAUUUGUAUUUGCUAAAGUGAAAGCUUUAUAAAAUAAGCAUUUCAUUUAUACAUUAUAGAAUUUGUAUAUGUUUGCAAGCAUUAGCAUCCUUGCAUAAACAUGCACAUACAGCAUGCAUGUGUUAAUUAUAUCAUUAUCUGUGUAGUGAACUCUCAGAAGAUCCAGCCACUGUGGAUGUAUAUUCAAAAAAUAUUAAAUAAAGGCAUUCUGGAAGCAUUAAUAUAAUAGUGUACAGACUGAAACAUUUUUAUAAGAUUAUGGUCAAUAAACUCUCCAUGUUAGUGUGUGCAUAUUUAUUUUCUUUAUGGCAUACUUUGGGAUAAAAGGGCCAACUUAAUGAAGGGAAAUGUUAAUGUCCAAAAUAAAACCAGCAACAAGUUAGAAUAUUCCUUUCAGGAUUCAAUCUCAAGUUCUGAUACUGAACCAGAACAACUUGCACUUUCCAUGAAUGUUAUGAGUUAGUUAGCAAACACCUGUCCUCCUGGCUGUCAUUCAGAGCACCUUACAGGGGAACCAGCCACACAGAUGUCGUGCCACAGCCUAGCCCUUGAUUAGCCAUUUAUCUUGUCUUUACUGAGGUGGAGUUUUCAAACAGGCCUGGGUGUGGCAAACAGCAGGACCAAUCCCAUCUCUCUCAGAUAUUGUAAUGUAGGUUCACAGGUCUUGUCUAUUCUGAUAGAAGUUGAUUGAUCUGACCUCUAUUGUGAUGCAGGCUGUAAACUGUCUGGAUAGAGCUGCUCUGACAUGGAAGCUGUGUCCUCUACUAGGCUUUAAGCCCCGGUUGCCAAGCAAUUAAACAAACAAUGUCACUAAAAUCCCAAUUAAAAAAAUACAUUAUUUUAUUUUAUACACACACAGAUCGUUCCCUCGUUAUUUCAGUUAAAUCUUUGGUUCAUAUUUAAAGUAUGGGGUCAACAUUUCUAGUGAAAGGAAAAUGAAUACAAUCAUGUAACUACUGUAAAAACUACCAAGAAACUACUAUGAAUAGUAAUGUAACUAGUAACUGAAUUCAAUUAAACUCCCUUGUAUUCCUCUCAGAAAAUGUGCCUUUG
Molecule: messenger RNA, 4018 nt
Organism: Polyodon spathula (Mississippi paddlefish)
Lineage: Eukaryota; Metazoa; Chordata; Actinopteri; Acipenseriformes; Polyodontidae
Product: leucine-rich repeat-containing protein 4-like
Exons: 2
Coding region: 37-2625 (862 amino acids)
Molecular function (GO): protein binding
Source: RefSeq, a predicted model, not a curated record